Miniopterus natalensis is the source of this 1646-nucleotide messenger RNA. It is a transcript of the gene COX11, whose product is annotated as cytochrome c oxidase copper chaperone COX11. Gene Ontology annotation, cellular component: mitochondrial inner membrane. Lineage: Eukaryota; Metazoa; Chordata; Mammalia; Chiroptera; Miniopteridae. The record is from RefSeq and is a predicted model, not a curated record. Gene Ontology annotation, molecular function: copper ion binding.
AACCUGGCAACCCGGCCGCCGUAGCUCGACUACAGGCCGAGAAUCCUGAAGAGCCCGGUGGCCAGGGCGGCGACGGGCUCACCUCGGCUAUCGCGAGACCGAGCAAGCCUCGCGAGUUCUCAUCUCGUGCGUGACAGGCGUGCGUGCUUUCGGGGCGCUAUGGGAGGGCUCUGGCGUCCGGGAUGGAGGUGCGCCGCUUUUUGUGGCUGGCGCUGGAGUCCCCUUGCGCCGCCGACCAGCGUUGCGCAGAGAGUCGGGCUGUGUCUCGGGCCAGGGAGGAGCGGGACUGGAGGUGCUGAGAAGGGGCUGAGGCGGCUCGGAACAUGGAGGCGCCCGAGCCUGGCCCGAGACCUCGCGUUGCAGCCGCCGCGGCGGCGGAAGAGCACGAAUCCUUACGUGCGCGCGCAGCAGGAGGAAUGGCGGCGGCGGAACAAGACGGUCCUCACGUACGUGGCCGCGGCCGCCGUGGGCAUGCUGGGGGCGUCCUACGCCGCCGUGCCUCUGUAUCGGCUCUACUGCCAGACUACUGGACUUGGAGGAUCAGUAGCAGCAGGUCAUGGAUCAGACCAGGUUGAAAACAUGGUGCCCGUGAAGGACCGCAUCAUUAAAGUCACCUUCAAUGCAGAUGUGCAUGCAAGUCUCCAGUGGAACUUCAGACCUCAGCAAACAGAAAUAUAUGUAGUGCCUGGAGAGACUGCACUGGCAUUUUAUAAAGCUAAGAAUCCUACUGACAAACCAGUAAUCGGAAUUUCUACAUACAAUGUCGUACCAUUUGAAGCUGGACAGUAUUUCAAUAAAAUACAGUGCUUCUGUUUUGAAGAACAAAGGCUUAAUCCACAAGAGGAAGUAGAUAUGCCAGUGUUUUUCUACAUUGAUCCUGAAUUUGCCGAAGAUCCAAGAAUGGCAAAUGUUGAUCUCAUCACUCUUUCUUAUACUUUUUUUGAAGCAAAGGAGGGGCACAAGUUGCCAAUUCCAGGCUAUAAUUGAAGUCAGCAACUAAGUCCUGCUUCGAAUUUGUGAUUUUUGAAAAAUCAUGUAUCUUGUCUUCUCAGAAGAGACACAUUCUACAAUAAUGUAUUCUAUUCUGUUUUAUGCCUUUUAUUUUAAAUAUGUACUGAUGUCCCCACCCCUCCAACUAAUUUACCCUACUUAAAAUUGAGAGAACAGGUUCAGCUUUUUAGCAUUAGGAAUCCACGUGCCUGUUUAGAAUGUAUGACUGUUCAAAACCAAACUUUGCUAAGUAUUAUAAGAAACUGCUUUGUUUCUUAAACAUGUAGGCAUGGCCCCCUUCCAAAUAUUAGCACUACAUACUUGUAGCAAUAAUUUUUUUUAAAUGCCGUGUUGUGUUAGGUUCUAGGUCAGAACUUCUGGCUGUAUUUCUAAAACAGUUGGUUACUACUUUUUUCAUUGUGUAUAGUCACUGUUUUAAAAGCUCAAGAUGGAAGAGGAAUCACUAAGCCCUGUUUGAAAUUUUGGUAUCUUGAAAUGAAAUGCAAGUAUCUACCAGGCUGCUAGUAUUUCUUGUGAUAGUUCCAAGUCCCUGAAAUGUUAAAAUGUAAGUGUGGGAAAUGUGCAGAUUACUGACAUUAGAAGUUCUGUAAUGAGCAACUCUAUAAAAAAGAUGUAUUAAAUUGUUUUAAUAGUAA